This is a messenger RNA of Megalobrama amblycephala (Wuchang bream), 7726 nucleotides long. RefSeq names its product CREB regulated transcription coactivator 3 (gene crtc3). Gene Ontology annotation, molecular function: cAMP response element binding protein binding. Lineage: Eukaryota; Metazoa; Chordata; Actinopteri; Cypriniformes; Xenocyprididae. Gene Ontology annotation, cellular component: nucleus; cytoplasm. The record is from RefSeq and is a predicted model, not a curated record. The transcript is spliced from 15 exons. Gene Ontology annotation, biological process: positive regulation of transcription by RNA polymerase II; protein homotetramerization. Bases 1269 to 3374 code for a protein of 701 amino acids.
ACACAACUUAUAAAAAAUUGGUAUACACUUUUGGGGCAGGCUUGUGUAUUUUUUCCUCGGCUUGUUUUCACUCGGAGUGAGGGAUCGAAGUUGACAAAACAAAUGUGUGCCGUGGAGUCACGAGUCGGUGUUUCACAGUUCAGGUGGAUCUAGAUGAUGGACACGGAGAAGAGAGUUCAAGGGAGUACACGCGGACUACAUGAUCAGAUUUCGCCGCUGCACUUCACGAAUCAGUAACAUCUAAACAUUUUCUCUGACUCGUAUGACAACAGCGCUCGAUCACUGGCCGCUGGUUGUCCUGCCGCAGGACAGUGAGUGUCUAGUGCAGACUGAGUUUCAUUUGCUACCUUGUUGCAAAGUUGCGCUUACCUGUUUAUACGAGUUUUGAAUGCGUAAUGAGGUUUGCAUCGGCGAGACCACUUGUUGAAAUCUCACGAAACUAAGUUCAGUAUUGUGGGCAAUAAGAUUGAUUGAAUUAACCAUAUAGUGGGUCGUUUGCUGUCAUCUACAGUUCGUUUGUGACAUUUCGUUUGUGAUAUUUUGAUUGUGUCAUAUCGCUCAUUAGCUGGUUAGCUGAUACGGCUGACUUUACCCUGUACCUGACCGAGCAAUAGCAGUCAGUUACACACAUUUCGACACCAAAUGUCUACCUUAAUUCAUAAAUAAUGGUAGGCACUUAAAUAUUAAUGUGUAAUCAUUAAAAAUACAUAAUAAAAAUGCUUCUCGUCAGAAUCUAAAGUAUUUAGCUCGCUAGCUAGAGUCGUUCCUGAACUUGUUUCGGAAAGCCAAGUGAAAUAUUUAAGCUUUUCUGUUUGGCAUUGCACAGUAUUCCACAUCUCAUCCUCUUUUUCCCACGAUACAAAGCAAGAAAGCAGUUUUAGUGAUGCCAAACAAAACUGUCAUAACCGCUUGAAUAUUUAGCGAUGUCCAGUUUCCUGACAAACUUUUAGCAAUAUCGGCUCAUCGCCUGUAUUCAAAAAUUGUCGUUAUAAGUAAUUCCUAUAUAUCGUCGUUACUUUGCACGUAAGCUUAUUUAAGUCCAUUAAGUUGUUAAUAACACGGUUUCGUCGCGUUUUCCAGCUCAUUAACGGUGGCAAAGCUCUUGUCAUUAAAGCGACCUCGUCAAACCCCUCUAAAGCAUCUGGACUGCACUCUUACACGCUUUUCAGCAACAUGGAGGGACAACUUAAACACAUUUGACUUCUAUAUCGACAACAUUCAACAGUCAGUUCCCUGCGAAGUUGAUCUCGAAACUCUGCGGCCCAAUCAUGUCUGGAUCCCCGGGCUCGAGUGGCUCCAACCCGCGGAAGUUCAGCGAGAAGAUCGCGCUGCACAACCAGAAACAGGCGGAGGAGACGCGGGCCUUCGAGCAGCUCAUGACAGACCUCACCGUCUCAAGGGUGCAGUUCCAGAAGAUCCAGCAGCUCCGUCUGUCUCAGAACCGGGCACAGUACUACGGUGGCUCGCUGCCCAACGUCAACCAGAUAGGCAAUGCCAGCAAUGAUUUCCAGGGGGCGUUUCCCUCUGGUCUGGACUCUGUGCGAGGGACUAGACACCAUGGUCUGGUGGAGAGGGUCCAUCGAGACCGCAAUCGGAUCAACUCACCGCACCGCAGGCCCAUUGACAAGCACGGGCGGCAGGCUGAGAGUUCUCCAUAUGGAACGAUGUACCUUUCUCCUCCCCCUGACAACAGCUGGAGAAGGGAGCAACCGCCAUGGACUGAAGAGAAACGACCUGGAUUUAGAUUAAUAUCGCAGCUUAACAGAACAAACUCUGACUCAGCUCUGCACACCAGCGCCAUGAGCCCAAACCCACAGGAUCCUUUUGGCAUGAACCAGCAGAUGGGCAGAGGACCUCCUCAGCGGAACGCAAGCAUGAAUGAAGCAGAAGUGGACAGUACUGGAGAUGUGUUCUCAUUUCCUGCCGUCCCUAAUGAGGAGAAUCUGCUCGGUGUGAAUAAGCCACUGCCCAAACAGUUAUGGGAGGCCAAAAAGGUGCAGUCUCUGUCCUCCCGGCCAAAGUCCUGUGAAGUGCCUGGAAUCAAUAUAUUCCCAUCUCCAGAGCAAAAUGCUGGUCUGUCUCACUACCAGGGCACAUUAAACACUGGCGGGUCUUUGCCUGACCUUAGUAACCUGCACUUCCCCUCUCCGUUGCCUACUCCGCUGGACCCUGACGAGGCUGGAUAUCCCAACCUGAGCGGAGGCAGCAGCACCGGCAACCUGCCUGCAGCCAUGAUGCAUCUGGGCAUUGGAAACUCACAAGGGCUGUCAUCCUCUCUAAGCAACCCUUCCAUUCAGGCGUCCCUCACCAACUCUCAGCUGCACUCAUCUCUCAGCAAUCCGUCGCUCCACACUUCCCUGCGUCUCUCCUCGCUGUCCAACCCUCCUCCGACGGGCAUGGCGAGUUCACCCAGGAGGCGGCCGGCCCCCAUUAGUCCUCUGACGCUCUCUCCAGGGGGUGAUCAGAGACGAAGCCUGGGCAAGCAACUCUCUCCAACAAUGUCGCCCUCUCUCUCUCCGAUCACACAGGGGGUUGCCUUGGACACCAGCAACUUGCCAAUGGAACCACCCCCUCCCUACCCCCUUUACCAGCAAACCCAGCAGCCCCUGCAGCAGCAGCAGCAGCAGCAGCAGCAGCAACAGCAGCCGCCUCCCCAGUCCCAUCCAUCUAUUCAGCAGAGCUCCCAGCAUCCAGGGGUGCAGCAGCGACCAACAGGUGGCCAACAGCAGCAACAACAGCACCAACAACAACAGCACCAACAACAGCAGCACCAACAACAACACCACCAACAGCACCAACAACACCACCAACAGCACCAACAACCGCACCAACAGCACCAGCCUGUGUCCCCGCUGCAGAACGUCCCACUUGACUUUAAUUCCAGCGCUCACAGCAGCAUGGCAGCAUUCUUUAACGAUCCCUUUAUGGAGCUGCAGUUCUCCGGACGUCAGUCCAAGUGUUCGUCCUAUCAGGAUCAGUAUAACAUGUUGGAGAAUGUCAUGAGCUCAGUGGCAGGAGGAUUUGACCCUUCCUCCAACCUCUACUACUCCCAGGCUGCCCUCAUGGGCUUGAGCGGUAGCCACGGCAACCUGCAAGACCAACAUCAGACGAGGCCCAACAUGCUCUACUCUAAUUGUGGAGGUGGAGUGCCCAACAUCAUCCUUACAGACGACUCCAAUCCUAGCCUGUCUAAGGACAUCAGCAGUGUGUUGUCUGCAGUGCCAGAGUGUUUGGACUCAGAGGGGGUUUUUCCACUUGAGGAUGAACUACGUAUUGAGCCGCUCAGUUUGGAUGGACUGAGCAUGCUCAGUGACCCCGAUAUGGUCCUCCCUGACCCCUCAGUAGAGGACAGCUUCCGAAGCGACAGACUUUAAAGAGCCACAUCAUGCAUGUAUACAUACAUACAUACAUACAUACAUACAAGUCCAUGGACAUGACGACUAAAGCACAAAACCUAUAGCACUCAGAUUUCUAUAAACAUAAAAAAGAUCUUUUUUACAUUUUCUUGAACGCAAAACGCAUACAUAAACACUACAUGUUGAUAUGAAACGAAUCAUCAUGUUCGCAUGAGUCACCCAGACGCCGUCUCUCGGUGGACACCAUUGCUCAGCAUGCUCCAUCUGCCUCCCGAGACACUGUUCAUCACUCAACAGAUAGCAGUGAAACCAAUCUGGAUGCUUCACACGUGCUUUGACCUGUAAAGACGACAAAACAAACAAACGUACUUGAACACACGAACCUGCCGUGUAUCUGCUCCUUGUGCCGAGUGACAAUCAGAACACACCGAAGCCAUAGCAAUGCCAAACCGAUGGCUGGUUCGGGCCAUUGCAUCGCUGGUCUAAUUCAAAGCCAUGCAACCAAAACAAAAUGAAUGUCCUUGUUUUUACACAGUGCUUUUUGAUGUUAUCAGGUCACACCAGCUUUCUAUGACAUUUCGAUAGCAGCAAAAGGACGAGACGGUCUUGAAUGUGAAGACGACAAUAUGACGUGUUAUGGAACAGAAGGAGUCGACAGCCGGCCUAAUACCAGCCCAUAUUGAUGCACCAAAUGCUGUGAUACGAGACACCAGCAGGAUGAGUUGAGCCUUCCCCCUCCCUCGCCACGACACCCAACCUUUGUUUCAGUACCAGGACUAGAAUGUGCUUGGUGUCAGCCGCUCUACUGAAUCGUCUGGCUCGGGCUACUGAGCGGACACAUCUAAACUAACCAACAGUUACUGCCUGAAGUUUAGAGCAUGCGCUAAGCUAACCGCAUGAUAUUGCUGUCACCUUUCUGGCCUGUGAGCCAAAACAACUCUUACUUGCUUCUGGCUGUCAAAACUCAGUCCGUCCUUCAUAAUGUGGCCAGUUCCCAUCGUUCAAACGAUAGAAUUCACGAGAUCUCCUCGUGUCACGUACUAGAAAGAGAGGACAGAAGAGUUUAGAUGAUGUGUAUAGAGCAUUAUUUUACAUUAUUUUUUUGUAUAAAAAGAAAAAACUAUGAAAGAGAGCUUUGCCACAUAAAUAUGCCUCACAAUUUUCUGACUAGAAUGUAUUUUUGAAACAGAAAAAGGGCAAACUGUUUACAAAGAUAAAGUUUAAGAACUACGAAUUGUGAGUAGGCGGUGAAAUUUUUAUGCUUUUGGUAUAAAUCUAAAAGAAAAAACCUUUGUAUCUCGCUGACACUGAUCCAGUCCAUAGUUGGCGAAUGGAAGCUUUGGCUAUGCAGAACUUCAGCACAGGACUGUCUCAGACGGCUGGAACAAUCUAGACCAUAAAAAGGAACUAUUUUAUGUGUAUAUUUACUAUAUCUUUGUGCUUAUUUUUGAUUUUAUACAGACUUGUAAUGCGGCUUCUAAUAUGUCAGUUGUAUUUGUACUUGUUCAUCUGUUUAUGUUCUCUCUCUUUAAACUUUUGUUGUGGACGUCUUCUUUGGUGAACGUUUGUUGUGAUGGUAUUUUUCACCGUUGUUCAGCAUGGGCCCUCUCUCUGCAGCUCUGAUCCUUGUGAGGGGUUUUUACGAAAAAAAAAAAAAAAAGACACUUUGGAAUUUUAAAACGUCUUUAAAGGGUGUGAUUUGUGGACGUGGGACACGCGUAUCAUUGUUAUUGCUCAUGUUGAAGUUUGCACUGAUCUGAACAAAACUGAUCUUUUGGUCUUUAAGAAGCAAAUUCUGGUGAUUUUAUUUUGAUGUUAUUUGGAAUGAUGUGAAGAUAUCUGCUGGAUGUUGCGCUGUUUAGAGGGCUCUUGCCUUCUCGGCAUGUUAUGCAUGAGGACUUUGAAAUGAAUGCAGUAUAUUUUGUGAAUGACUAGAUUCAAAUGACCAAAUAUUUUGAAAUGAAGACCCUAGUGAAAAAAAAGUAUACUAAAAUGUAUUGAAAUACAUUUAUUUUGUGCUAAAAAAUACUACAAAUACAUUUACAUAUUCAUGUGCUAAAAAAUACCCUGCAAUUGUACUUAUCCUAAACUGGUCUCUACAUAAAGUCUGCUAAAUUGGAACUACUCAUUUUGUAUUUAAUUGUGUGGAAGUAUUGCUGAGGUCCAACUAAAGAUAUACUUAAGUAUAUUUGAUUGUGCUAAAGUGGAACCAUUGCAAGUAUACUUUAAAUAUCUCACGUUUAAAUCCUUAAGUGUGAUAUUAAAACUGUUUGUGCAAAGAAAUACUCCAAAUAAAGUUUAAUUAUAAUUUUAUAUCAGUACGUUUUAAGUGAUGUCAAUAAAUGUUAAUGGAUUUGAAGUAUACUUGGUUAUAAAUAAAUAUAUUUUAAAUAGAUUUUGGUAUAGUUCUUUUUUACUAGGGGAAAGGUGUCUGAAUAUAGCUCAGGAAUGUAUUUUUUCACCAAUAUCGUGAGUGGUCUCCUGCCUCUUGACUGCCAGAUCCGGGCAAAAUGUUCCCAGAUUCCCAGAGAAACUGUUAUAGCAAAGAUCUUAUGAACUGAAAUGCACUCUUCUAUUUGUGUUGUUAUCUGUGUAGCUUUCUAUUCCAGUUACAGAGUCGGUAAUAGAAAGCAAUAGCAAUGUUAUCUGUGUGCCAUGUCCACAAUUUUUUGUUUUUUGUUUUUAGUGUGUAUUUUUGCAUUCAUCAAGGUCAUUAUAGUGUUUUGGUCAAAACCAUCUUGUUGGUCAAAUCCAUCAAGUAGUCUUGACUAAAAUUCUUCCUCUUUUUGUUGUGCAUUGUCCAUUGUGGUCCAAGUAGGCAAGAAGAGAGGACGAUUGACACAAGCAGAGAUUUAAGGUGCGGUGACAUUAGUGAAAUUUGGCGGGCAAAAAAGUUCCAUUGUCUAUUAUCAAUAGUUUAUAGAUGUAUGAUGCACAGCUCAGAUGUCACUUUCAAACCAAGCAACAAAGCGGCGAAUCCAUGUAACCAACUUGAACCUGUUGCAAGAUCAGCAUGGGGGGGAAUUCCAAAUCAUGUAAAUUCCUAUUGAAAUGGCUGGAUUUCGCCAGCAAAAAAUCCGCCAAACAACAUAAAUGUGACCGCACCUUAACAAACCCCUUUAUUUAAAGGGAUAGUUCACCCAAAAUGAAAAUUUUAUCAUCACUUACUCACCCUCAAGUUGUUCUGUCUGUUGAAUGUUAAAAACCUGAAUGAGUUUUUCUUUGAUUACCAACAUUCUUUAAAAUAUCUUCUUGUGUGUUCAACAGAAGAAAGAAACUCAUACAAGUUUGGAACAACUUGAGGGUGAGUAAGUGAUGACAAAAGUUUCACGUUUGGGUGAACUAUCCCUUUAAUUAUCAAUAAAUCUAGUCCCCCAUGUACAAAGUCAAAACAUUUGGCUUUAACCUCCUGUAGCUGCAGAUACUUUUUAUUUUGUAAUGUUGUUCUUUAGGUGUAUUAUAAGCAUCUAUUAUAAGAAGAACAUGGCUAUGGGUGAUGUAGACAUACACGCUGGGCUGUUGUGCAUGUUACUGCAUCCUGUUUCUGCUAAAAAAAAAAAAAAAAAGCGUGCGUCUCUCUAUAUAACUAACAUCUUUUAAUCAUCUCUGUCAUCUUCCCAGUUAACUUUUUUUUCAUUAAUAUUAACAGUGGUAUCACAUUAUAAGAGAUGGAGUGAAAGGUUCUUCAGUGGUUUUCAUUGGGUCUGAUGGUUCCCAUCACUCAUUCUCUCUCUCUCUCUCUCUCUCUCUAGGAGGAGUUAUUGUCUUCUCCUGCCUUAUUCUUGCUCUUGACCACUUGCUGUCCCCUUGAGUGUACUGUGAUACUUUCAUUUUUAUUUUUCAUUUCUAGGCCCUGUGCUCUAAUGGCAAAAAAGGUGUUUAUUGGCUUUUUUUUUAAUAUAGUCUUCAUAACAAGAUAUUAGUUUUUUUUUUUUCUUCUGUUUAUAGAAGGAUUUUUUUUUUUUUGGUCUUUUGUCACUUUUUUUUUUUUUUUUCUUUUUUAAAUGUACAGUUAUAUUAUUUAAAUAUUUUCUUGUCCACUAGUGUUACUUUCUUUUUUGUAAUAUGCCAUAUUGAGAUCUUACUUUUUCUGACGUUGCAGAUUUAUUACGCCAGUUGUUUCAAGUCUUGGUCACAGGGACCCACAGCACUGCACAUUUUGCAUGUCUUCCUUAUUUAACACAACUGAUUGAGAUCAUCAGCUCAUUAGCAGAGCUCCAUGAGAGAUGAGCAAAAUGUGCUGUGCUUUGGGUCCUCAGGGCCCUGAUUGAAAACCACUGUACUACACCACAAGGCGUUUGGUUUGUGAAGUAUGUUAUAGUGCUUUCCUUUGAUUUAAUAUAAACAAAUAAAAUCUUUACUGUCUUGGA